This is a messenger RNA of Microdochium trichocladiopsis, 3651 nucleotides long. Its product is annotated as ankyrin repeat protein. The transcript has 6 exons. The record is from RefSeq and is a predicted model, not a curated record. Bases 1 to 3651 code for a protein of 1216 amino acids. Lineage: Eukaryota; Fungi; Ascomycota; Sordariomycetes; Xylariales; Microdochiaceae. Gene Ontology annotation, biological process: nucleoside metabolic process. Gene Ontology annotation, molecular function: catalytic activity; protein binding.
AUGGCGGAGGACUACACCGUUGGUUGGGUCUGCGCCGUCCACCCCGAACUCGUCGCGGCAAAGGUGUUCUUGGACGAAAAGCACGAGGCCUUAGGCGAGGGCUCCAAACACGACAGCAACUCGUACACUCUCGGAAGGAUCGGAAGGCACAAUGUUGUGGUCCUAGGCCUGGGUGGAAUGGGCUCAGUCCCAGCGGCGACAGCUGUUCGGAACAUGGCUCGUACGUUCCCCGAGAUCCGCUUCGUCUUGAUGGUCGGCAUCGGCGGCGGCGCGCCUUCCAAGAAGCACGACAUCCGGCUCGGAGACAUUGUCGUAAGCCACCCUGGCGAUAAGCAUGGCGGCCGAACGGGCUUCCUCGAUCAGCCGCCCGAGACCCUUCGUACUGCCAUACGCGAUCUUCGCGCGGACCACGAUAUUGAGGGAAACGGACUGGAAGACGCCGUGAAUAAAGUUCUCGCGCAGAACAAAAGGCUGCGCGCGGGAUAUAGACGACCGCCACGAGAAACCGAUAUGCUUUUCAAGAGCAGUUUCAUGCAUCCCGAUUAUGACGAUGACUGCACAAAUUGUGGUUCAGACCCUUCGCGUGUCGAUACACGUCCCGAGCGAGACGAGGAUGAACUGGUCAAAGUGCAUUACGGACUGAUCGCUUCAGCAAACACCGUCGUCAAAAACGCCGUGCUUCGGGACAAGCUGUCUGCAGACAUGAGUGUGCUGUGUUUCGAGAUGGAAGCAGCAGGGCUGAUGAACCACUCUCCUUGUCUCGUGAUUCGAGGUAUCUGCGACUAUUCGGACACUCACAAGAGCAAGAAGUGGCAAGGAUACGCUGCAAUGCUGGCUGCCGCUUAUGCCAAGCAGGUCCUCGAGAAGGUCAUUCCUAGCAAGCUCCAUACUGAGCGCAAAAUCCUGGACGUGCUUAACGACGUGAAAGAAUCCACGGCUAGGAUAGAGGUCCAGAUCGAGGAUAUCGCUUCAAAACACAGGAGCGACUUAGACGAGAACCUUCUCGAUUGGAUUACCCCAGCCAACUAUGGUGCGAAGCAAAGCGAUCAUUUCGAAAGACAUCACCCAGACACCGGACUUUGGCUGCUCAAAUCUGAAGCGAUGAAAGAGUGGAUCCACCGCAGGGGCCAUACUUUAUUUUGUCACGGGAUUCCAGGGUGCGGCAAGACCGUCCUGACAUCUAUCGUCAUCGAAUACUGUCGCACGCUUAUGAGGCAGAAGGAGAAAAUCGCCUUGGUCUGGAUCUAUUGCAAUUUUCGGGAGACCAAGGUGCAACGGACCAUCGACUUGGUCGCGAGCCUUCUCAAACAACUAGCUCAGGCAGCACCUUCAAUACCGGAAUGUGUCCGCACUUUACACAACAGCCACCAAAGACAACGCACCAGGCCUUCCAUGGGCGAUAUCCUCAGUACAAUCAGCGCAGUGUUGACGCAGUUCUCGGAAACCCGUAUCUUUGUUGACGCCCUGGAUGAGUGUCAGACGACCGACAGUUGUCGUGACCAAUUUCUCUACGAACUCUGCAUGCUGCAAACCACACACGCCGUCAACUUAUUCCUGACGUCGCGCGAGGAUCCCAUGAUUAGUGACAAGAUAUACGGCUGGAAUUCGGUGACGUCCCUGGAGGUCCGCGCCUCGGAGCAUGAUGUACGGAGCUACGUAAGCAGUCAACUCGACUCCUUUCCGGAUUUUGUGAAGAACAAUCCGGAGCUUCGCGUGCAUACUCUCACCAAGAUCCCGGAGAAGGUCGAAGGAAGUUUUCUCCUUGCCAAGUUGUAUCUUGACGCGCUGCGACCAAAAACUAACAUCAAGAAACUGGCCACGGCCCUCGGUGAUCUCAGUAGCGGAGCAGAUGCAUACCGCAGCGCAUACGAGGAAGCCAUGGGCAGAAUCAAUAGCCAGAACACGGAACAUGCGCAGCUAGCAACGGAAGCUCUCGCUUGGAUCACACGGGCACAACGACCAUUGACAUCAGCUGAACUCCGGACAGGGCUAGCCGUUGAGGUCGGCUCAGAUCGCCUGGACAAAACCAACAUGACGAGUCUCGACAGCAUUCUGUCCGUUUGCGCAGGGCUAGUCAUGCUGGACGAGCAGAGCCAGAUUGUGCGCCUGGCCCAUUACACAACACAGGAAUAUUUUCGAGAAACGUGGCAGAAAUGGUUUCCCGAAGCCGAAACACAGAUAAGUAGGAAACUGCUGACGUGUAUGUGUCACGAUGGUGUCGAUUCGUUCGCAAUCAAGCAUCGGCCUUCAUUUCACAUGUCGAGCCGGACGAGGUAUUUGCCUUUAGGGGAUCAAGGCUUAUACAACUACGCGCUCGAAAACUGGGCCGACCAUGCAAAACAGGGAAACGGGAUACUCGACAGCGAGCUGCUUUGGAACUUUCUGAGCAACAGCCACUACGUGCAAGCAUGCUAUAAGUUUACACAUGAACGCAUUAGAACUCAGGCCGCUUUCGAUUCGCCGGCUGUACCAUUGCAUCUCGCUGCCUUUUACGGCUUGCCGAGCGUGGCACUCAAUCUGCUAGAAAAGGGGGCUCAUGUUGACCCAGCAGCGCAGCAGGGCGAAACGCCACUAUUUGACGCUGCUAGGAAUGGCCACGCAGAGGUGGUCAAGAUCCUAAUCGAGGCCAACGCAGGAGUCGACCAUGUCGACAACUAUGGCAACCCACCACUAUUUAAAGCUGCUGGGCAUGGCCACGCAGAGGUGGGCCACGUGCAGGUGGUCAAGAUGCUAAUCACCGCGAACGCAGCAGUCAACCAUGCGAACUCAAAAGGAGAUACGCCACUAUCUCUAGCUGCGUCUCAAGGCGACGUGGAGACAGUGAACGCCCUGAUCACCGCGAACGCAGCAGUCAUCCAUACGAACUCAAAAGGAGAUACGCCACUUUCUCUAGCUGCGUCUCAAGGCUACGUGGAGACAGUGAACGCCCUGAUCACCGCGAACGCAGCAGUCAACACUAUAAAUGCGCAAGGCGACACGCCGCUAUCUGCAGCUGCUUAUUACGGUCAAAGCACAGUGGUCAACGCCCUGAUCGCCGCCAACGCAAUGACGAACCAUGUCGACCACCAUGGCAAUACGCUGUUAUUUCAAGUAGUCCUCCACGGCAGCUCGCUUGUCGUCGCAGACAGAAUCGACGAAAACAAAGCAAUCGACCAUGUCAGCCAAGAUGUCAGAGACCUCCUCGCCGCCAAGGCUCCUGUCGACGGAAGUGAUCUUGAUUUGGAGACGCCGUUGGCCAGUGCUAUCAAUGAGGGCCGCCGCAACGUGGCCAAGAUCCUGAUUGCUGCGGACGCCAACAUCAACAAGCCAGAUAUUGAUGGUGUAACGCCGCUCAUGCGCGCCGUGGAGAACGGCUCAAUGGAGAUAGUGCAACUGCUCCUCGACAAUGAAGCCAAGACGAAUCAGACAGAUAACGAUGGCCGACCGGCACUGCUAUACGCCGUUUGGUACGGGCGCGCGGAUAUGGUCAAGGCAUUGCUUGCCAACGGGGCCUCGCCACACACGCCGGACGCUCUUUUCUCAUACCUUCUCGAACUCGCGGUCAAGCACGGCGAUACGGAAAUCGCCAAACUCCUGGUCAAUACACGGGCAGACUGCGAUAGUCGCGAUGCUGCAGCCGGGCGGGUUGCGCCCAUUACCGCUUCCGAAUAA